Molecule: messenger RNA, 1386 nt
Organism: Lecanosticta acicola
Lineage: Eukaryota; Fungi; Ascomycota; Dothideomycetes; Mycosphaerellales; Mycosphaerellaceae
Source: the annotation of a GenBank genome assembly
AUGGCCGCCAAAGCAGCAAAGAACAAGGCCCCGGUCUACGUCCUCGGUGUGGGGAUGACCAAGUUCAUCAAGCCCCGAGGCAAGGUCGACUAUACCGAACUGGGCUUCGAAGCCGGAAUCAAGGCCAUGCUCGAUGCCAAAGUGAACUACGAUGAUAUGGACGCCGGUGUGGCAUGCUACUGCUACGGAGACAGCACGAGCGGCCAGCGAGUCUUCUACCAAUUCGGCAUGACGCAAAUCCCCAUCUACAACGUCAACAACAACUGCUCCACGGGUUCUACAGGCCUGCACCUGGCCCGGACGAUGUGUGCCGGCGGCAUGGCCGACGCCGUGCUCGUGGUAGGCUUCGAAAAGAUGAACCCGGGUUCCCUGCAGAGCUAUUUCCUCGACCGGGCCAAUCCCACCGGCACCACGGGGCAGAUGAUGGUACAGACGCGCGGACGAACGAAUGCACCCGAAGCCGCGCAGCUGUUUGGCAAUGCCGGACGGGAAUACAUGGAGAAGUACGGAGCGAAGAAUGAGGAUUUCGCGGAGAUUGCGCGGGUGAACCACGAGCAUUCCAAGCGGAAUCCUUAUUCGCAGUUCAAGGAUGAUUAUACUCUGGAGCAGGUGAUGAGCUCGACGAUGAUCCAUGAGCCUCUUACCAAGUUGCAGUGCUGUCCUACUUCGGACGGAGGUGCGGCUGCUGUGGUUGUCAGCCAGGCUUUCUUGGACGCGAGGCCGGAAUUGAAAGAGCAUGCUAUUCUUAUUGCUGGGCAGACUCUCGCCACGGACGCUCCUGGUUUGUUUUCGAGGUCUUCGAUCGAUCUGAUGGGUUACCAUAUGUCUGCGUACGCGGCCAAGACUGCUAUGGAGGAGGCUGGUGUUACGCCUGAUGAUGUGAAAGUCUGCGAGUUGCACGACUGCUUUUCUGCAAAUCAGAUGAUUACGAUCGAUGCGAUGAAGCUCAGCGAGCCUGGGAAGGCGCACGAGAUGGUCAGGAAGGGAGACAUCACUUACGGAGGCAAGAUGGUCAUCAAUCCAUCUGGUGGUCUCAUCUCCAAGGGGCAUCCGCUCGGUGCUACUGGUAUCGCUCAGUGCGCAGAGCUUGUCUGGCACUUGCGAGGCUGGGCUAACAACCGCUUGGUCCCUGGCACCACGGUGGCUCUGCAGCACAACCUGGGUCUCGGGGGCGCUGUGGUUGUGACGGUCUACAAGCGUGCCGACGGCAAGGCACCGAAGAGCGUCAGUAACGAAGAAGUCGCCAAGAAGAGCGGGUUUGGCUACAACCCUGCUGUUGAGGCGAAGGGCUUCACCAGGAGCCAGGUGGAUGCUGUCAGGAGUAAGAAGAUGAGGAGUGACUGGGCCAUUCAAGAUAUCGAGAAGAAGGUCGAGAGCAGAUUCUAG